AUGUCAGAGACACCGAAACCACACUGGCUGGUAGGAAUGAAACCGUUGUUUCGAAAUGACCCAGAUGGCCCGAGGUUCCACGAUAACUGGUCUUGGGACAAAGAUAAAGGCAAAAGAACGCCACGAAAAUUUUGGCUAACUCGCUGCCUAGAAAAAGGGUCAUUUGGCGAGGUAUGGGUGUUGCAGCGAAAUGACCUUAGGCGAGAUAAACCAGUAGAGUUUGCCGCUAAAGUCGUCAGAAAACAUGCCGGCCAUGACGGCGUACCAAGAUCGCCGGGGACAAAAGCAGACGUGACGACAUCGGUGUUCAUGGAGGCGAAGAUAUUGGCAAGACUGAGGCACAAGCACAUCGUUAUGUGCUAUGGAGCUUUCGAGAACGAUGAUUCUUGGCUAAUCGUUCUUGAAUAUGCUGAAGGAGGCGAUAUCUUUCAUCGAUUGCAAGAUAUGGGGAUGUUCUCCGAAGCAAUUGCAGCUCAUUAUGUAAGGCAGAUGGUCGAUGCAAUAGCAUACCUUCAUUCAAACAAUAUAAUUCACAGAGACAUAAAGAUUGAAAAUUUCCUCAUUAAAAGUCCAUGGAGCUACUCUACAACUUAUAAAAAAGACAAUCUCCUGCUCUGUGAUUUUGGAUAUGCUGUCUAUAGUGAAAGUGGAUGGACAUGGGGUGCGUGUGGAACGCCAGAGUAUGCUGCCCCAGAAGUUUAUGAAGGGUAUGGACUGCCUAGUUCUGAAUACUAUACUAAAACGGUAGACAUUUGGUCGCUCGGAGAAACAGCAUACAAGAUUCUAACUGGGUCGCAUUUAAUUUAUGCCUGCGCAGAGAUGUGCUUUGACACUGAAAACCGAGACUGGGAGAGGGCCGUCACUAAUGGCGAUAUUGCAGACAUACUGGAAGAGACGGAUAUAAGUGAAAAAGGGCAAGAGUUUCUGCGUUUCUGUCUAAAUGUUGAUCCGGAUAGGCUGCCUGCAAAGGAGCUUCUAAACCAUAAGUGGCUUAGUAGCUGCAAUGAUAAAUAUCUGGACCACGAAGCAAUGAAAAAAUGGAAGGCAGAUUUGAUAGCUAUUAGAGGACACAAUGUAUUCGCUGGGAAGUUACGAAAAAUGCGAGCUGCCAGUGCGAAAGGCAAAGUUAAUACAUCGUCCAGUACGUCUCAUAAAGGAGCAACAGAUCAGAAGCAGUACCAGCUCCCGCUACGAGACAAACAUACAGGGACGAAAACAAGUCAGAGUAGAGGCGGAAAGAAACGACACAGUGGGAAACCGAGUGGGACAAGAUUUGAAAAAUGA
Molecule: messenger RNA, 1284 nt
Organism: Fomitiporia mediterranea MF3/22
Lineage: Eukaryota; Fungi; Basidiomycota; Agaricomycetes; Hymenochaetales; Hymenochaetaceae
Product: kinase-like protein
Exons: 9
Coding region: 1-1284 (427 amino acids)
Biological process (GO): protein phosphorylation
Molecular function (GO): protein kinase activity; ATP binding
Source: RefSeq, a predicted model, not a curated record